AUGCGUCGCAGUUACAACACAUUAGCAGUAGAUCCAACCCGCCGAUCAAAUUUGCAAGCACUGGAUGGGCACGGACACGGCACUUUUGUUGCUGGUCUCAUUGCCGCGGCCCAAAACAGUCCACCCUUCUUGGAUCAGUUUAUCUCCCGGUCUUCAGGAAGUUCGGGUUGUCCACCUGUUGGACUCGCACCAUGGGCCGACCUAUUCAUAUUCCGUGUGUUUACCGAUCAACAAGUCUCCUACACUUCGUGGUUCCUGGACGCUUUCAAUUAUGCGAUAUCGCGCAAGUUACAUGUGAUCAACUUGAGCAUAGGCGGCCCGGACUUUUUAGACCGGCCAUUUGUCGACAAGGUGUGGGAGCUGUCUUCCAACGGAAUACUAUUGGUAUCCGCUAUCGGUAACGAUGGGCCGGUGUUUGGCACUCUCAACAAUCCAGCUGAUCAAAUGGAUGUGUUGGGCGUGGGCGGUGUGGAUGCACUAGGCCGAAUGGCACAGUUCUCAUCUCGUGGAAUGACUGCCUGGUCAUUACCCUUCGGUUAUGGACAGGUGAAACCAGAUGUUGUAAGCUUUUCCACCGGUGUGAUCAGCUCCGGAUUGGAUGGAAAGUGCCGCACGCUUUCGGGCACAAGUGUCGCUUCCCCAAUUGUUGCCGGUGUCGUGGCCCUACUAAUCAGUGCUGCGUUGGAUCAGAACUCCAGAAGUUUGACAGACCAUUCUAUUCCCAGCGUGCCCAUAAACCCAGCUAGCCUCAAGCAAGUCCUAAUUGCAGGAGCCACACCACUUUCUCGUAUUCACCUGUUUGGAACGGAACCGAUACAAUGGCCAAACUCCCCGGAUUCGAGCAGUAUGUUCGAGCAAGGAGCUGGUUUGGUGGACUUGCGCGUGGCGUUCCAGACUUUGCAGCAACUGAAACCACAAGCCACAAUCAUGCCCAGCUAUUUGGAUUUCACCGAGUGUCCGUACAUGUGGCCUUACUGUUCUCAACCGUUCUAUCACACAAUGCAACCGGUUGUGGUCAAUUUGACGAUUUUGAAUUCAAUGGCAGUAAGCGGACAAAUUGUUGACGCUCCUGUCUAUCACCCUUAUUCUGAUCGGAACGGGCAUCGAUUGCGUGUGGGUUUCACCUACAACAAACAUCUGUGGCCUUGGAGUGGCUAUUUGGCUGUCCACUUCGAAGUUGAGUUCGAAUCGAACGACCCUCUCCCAUCAGACCGCUUUUCUGGUCUUGCCGAAGGAUACAUCACGUUGACUGUGGAAUCCGAAGAUGAUCGGGGCGAGAUGGCUCAGUGGUUAGAGCGCGAAUUUACUGACUGGAAGGUCCGCGGUUCGAACCUGACUCGACUUCAUCUGUCUAGGCUUGAGCAACCUGGCAGUAUCCCAGCCCUCGUGCUUUCUUCAGGUGGCAUGGCAGCUAGGCACCGAAUGUGGCUUGGCGACCACAUUCACACGAAUAUGCGCGACUUGUACACGCAUCUUCGUAGUUCCAACUACUACGUUGAGGUUCUCACAAACCCAUUCACUUGCUUUGACGCUAGGAAUUACGGAACCCUGCUGCUCGUCGAUCCUGAGGAGGAAUUUCUUCCCCAAGAAGUUGAGAAGCUCUUCAUCGAUGUGACCACACUUGGAUUAUCUUUGUUGACGUUUGCCGACUGGUACAACACGAGUGUGAUCAAUGCACUUCGUUUCUUCGAUACAAACACAAAGCUUGAGCGACCCGGCAUUAUCUCAGCCCUCGUGCUUCCUUUGGAUAACAUGGUAGCAAGGCGCCUCAAGGAUGUUACAGCUGAACGAUUUAUUCAUCGAUUAUUACGUUUGUGGACGCCGGAAACAGGUGGGGCAAAUCUACCGGCACUGAACAACUUGCUGAGACCAUUUGGUGUCGAACUGGGGGACAAAGUCUACGCCGGAAGCAUAACAAUAGGACGACGAACCAUUCGAUAUACCUCGGGUUCGAGUUUGAAAAAGUUCCCAUCAACUCAGCUGUCUUCUACUGCCGGGCGUGGAGGUUUAUUGCGACCAUCUUUAGUGGACAUUGGUGCUCAAGUGAUCCAGAAUCGCAAAACACCUGGCACCCAGGAAGAAUCAGUUGCCAAAAUUCGACAAGUGAGACAGUCCCAUGAGACAAUGAAUAUGCCCGACAACUGGCGACUAACUGCAAGUGAGAACGACCCCACUCCGGCUGUUCUGGGUUUAUGGACUGCUACACAUUCGAAUUCCUCUACCGGCCGCCUGGCUGUUUAUGGGGAUUCGGAUUGCCUGAGUUCCACUCAUCUAAAUGCAAAACGCGAAUUUACUGCCCGGAAGGUCGAUGAUUCGAACCCGGCCCCUUCACUUCCUCUGUCUAAGCAUGGGCAACCUGGCUGUAUCCCAGCCCUCGUGCAACCUUCGGGUGGCAUGGCAGUUGGGCACCUCCGCAGACUUCCAUCUUGGUUUAUAACUUCGACCACCUUUUCGAUCGUGUUCUCUUUUAUGUUAUGA
Molecule: messenger RNA, 2478 nt
Organism: Opisthorchis viverrini
Lineage: Eukaryota; Metazoa; Platyhelminthes; Trematoda; Opisthorchiida; Opisthorchiidae
Exons: 15
Coding region: 1-2478 (825 amino acids)
Biological process (GO): proteolysis
Cellular component (GO): Golgi apparatus
Molecular function (GO): serine-type endopeptidase activity
Source: RefSeq, a predicted model, not a curated record